AUGGCUCUUGAGGCGGGCCGCCAGUCGGCCUCACCAACGAGCUCCGGGAGAGCUUCUCCCAUUUCAAGGAAGUGGAGGAGCCAAAUUGCUGCUGAUGAACCCCCAAGCAAGGACAAAGCUUUCCGCAGAUAUGCCUCUGGUGUAGAGAGAUCACUGUCGCUCUUCGAUACAGCCUUGCAGGAAUGGGCGGAUUACAUUUCCUUCUUGGCUCGUCUAUUGAAGUCCUUGCAAGCACAUCCUGCUACAAUUAUUGCCGUCCCAUCAAAAGCUAUUGUCACAAAGCGUCUGGCACAAUGCUUGAACCCCUCACUCCCCUCUGGUGUGCACCAGAAGGCCCUCGAGGUCUACGCAUUCAUUUUUUCGAUGAUAGGCAGAGAUGCCCUUUCAAGAGACCUCCCCCUAUACCUCCCCGGCUUGUCAUCCACUCUCUCGUUUGCCUCACUCUCUGUACGAGGGCCUUUCCUUGACCUACUUGAGAAGCACCUUCUCAAACUCGACCCCCGAGCGCUUCGCCUCGCUUUGAAAGCUAUCAUACUUGCAUUGUUACCAGGCCUUGAAGAGGAAACAAGUGAGGAGUUUGAGAGAACGCUGAAACUGCUUGAGGGAUUCAAGGCAGCCAUCAGACCACUCGCUGCUGAGGAUCUUGGGCAGAAUCAUAGCAGUGGAGAUGAAUACUUCUGGCAAUGUUUCUUCCUAGCGGCUAUAACGAGCAACAGCCGUCGACUUGGUGCUUUGGCGUACAUGGUUCGAAACAUGCCAAAACUCGGCCAACCUCUUUCAAGCGAAUCUAAGACUACGCCUGCAAAUGGGUCGCAUAAAGGGGCUGAGGGUGAAUCUGCUCGCUUAGCCGAAAUAUUGACCUCCCCUGAACCAGGUCUCCUGCUCAGGUGCUUUGCUGCUGGUCUAGCCGACGAACAACUCUUGAUACAGCGUGGCUUCCUGGAUAUUCUGGUGACUAACCUUCCUCUGCAUUCCAACGUUCUGCAGAAGAGGGUCAAGACCGAGGAUCUGGAACUCUUAAUCUCAGCUGCCGUUGGAGUAGUUUCCCGCCGAGACAUGAGUUUGAAUAGACGUUUAUGGACGUGGCUAUUAGGACCUGAACUCGUGCAAAACGACAACGAGGGUGGCCCUGAAUCUCCAACAUCGGUAAUUGGAGAUCCCUUGGGAUCAGUAUCAUCCUCGAGGACACGCUACUUCGAAGAAUUUGGACUGCAACAUUUGACAAAUGCUCUAUUGAAAAUGAUUGAAAGGGAUUCAUCGAAUUCUGUGGAACGGGCAAGACCAUUCCGAAUCUGUCUAUCCUUGAUGGAUAGGUGGGAGAUUGGUGGGCUUGUUGUCCCUGAUAUCUUCCUACCUGUCGUUGAUAGUGUUCGUAAGUUCAAAGAGCAGGCCGCGUCAAAGGCGGAAUUUUCUGAAGUCCUUCGAAGUGCCAGUGUCUUUUUUGACGGCGUUGAGAGUGGCUUGAUCUGGGGCGAGAUUAUUGGAUUGAUUGCACAGGCAAUUGGACAAGGAAGGCUAUCAACAGAGGAAAGGAUCGACAGGCUCUCACUGGUGAACUUUAUCAUUGCUCAUUUCAAUGUGCGGGAAGAGGAGAUGUUGUUGGUACAUGCUCCACUGACAACACUGACGAUCUUGACUAUGCUCGAAGAUGCCAAGGAGAAGGCACAACACCAACAAGGAGACGCUGGUACGCCCGAAGAUGUGUCGCGAUUAGCCCUAAGUAUUGCCUUGGACUUGGUUGAACUAAUUCCAGACCGAGCUUUUCAAACACGGCCAUCAACAAGUCAGUCAACAUCUACUACCUAUGACGAAUCCCACGUUCGGAAUCUUGCCAAUCUCGAAAUCUUGCAAAAAAUCAAGGCGUUUUACGUCCAAGACCAAGGGAACCUUGAUGCGUUCCCACCUCCAUACUCAUUUCGCGAUGUGAGCGAGCUUCUUCUACGGGAAGCUGGCAGCAUCACUUGCCAAAGCUUAUCUGAGUCGGUGUCAAGUGCUGAUGCUGGUCUUAAGAGUAAGCUUCUGGUAAUGAUGGUGUCAAAAGUUCCGAGAGUGAGCAGCUUAGAUUCAGCGAAACUACUUCUGUCGAUGCAUGACAGGUUGGCCGCGCCAUCUCAAGUGCCAUUCCUGUCCUUUACCUCAAUCACGUCUCUUGCUACCAGUCUAUAUUCAGCGUCCUAUCUUUCAGCAGUCGAGCUCUCAUCUCUAGUGCAGCCUCUGGUGCGGCAGGCGUGGCUAUAUCUAUCAGCAUCCCAACCAAAGUAUCAUGUUGAGACAGUGCGAUGCCUCUGGCAGCUACAGACGACCCUCACGAUGAACAGCCACGAGAUUGAAGCUGCCAUCUGUGGCAUAAUGAUUGAGCACGACACAGAUGGAACAUUUGCCAAUCGGGAUGCCGAUCCUGGAAAGAGCUUCAGCAUCUUGUGGACUCAUACACUUCAAGAUAAUGCAGGUCACUUGGAUCGCAGGGCCUCGAAGACAUCUACCAGUGAGAACAGACUUUCUGGGAUUGGAAAUUAUGAGGUUAUGCUUGCUAGGCCCUUGUUCCUCCUGUUGGACGCCCUGCUCGACGAGCGUACUCAGCUUUUUAUGACGGUUAGGACGUGGUUGCAAAGCCUUGUAGGACUUGACAAACUCUUGCAUCUCUUCGUUGCAAAAUUCUCUGAAUUCAGCUUCCUCCAAAAGCUUCCCGAGGAUGGGUCUCGUUCCAUGGAUAAAGAUGUGCAGAUAUACUCAAGCGACGACGAUUUAGACCAGUGUUUGUAUUAUCUGCGAACAUUGUCCAACAUGCUACGCUGGUCUUCAGAUGGCAUGUGGGCAGCUCUUGCCCAAAACAGCAUUUCCACAGACUCGAGCCACCGGUCGCUACACGCGAUAACUGGUCGUGAUGGAGAAAUUACACUCCUCGAAUUUUUUCUCCAUGUUUGCUUGCGAGCAAUUGCUGGGAGUUAUGACCCUGACAAUUCCGAUUUGGAACCUCGCGUUAGCCAGCUUCAUAGAACUGCCUUGACGACACUUCACCAGAUUCUGUUGAGCCCGUACUCUCCACCUCUUGCUGAGCUACAGCUGGAACACAUUCUGAUUGACCGCCUGGUUCAAUCACUGAAUGGCCCUGAUCCAUUCAUUCAAGUACUGCUCCUGGACGUCGUCUUCGAUGCUCUCAAGAUACGCAAUUCAAUUCGGCCAACUGCACCUCCACAAUCCCCUACAACAGAAGUGAAGCGACCCAUGACUCAAGAGACUCCCCAGAAUUCGAGGCUUUCGGUGGUCACAGAGCGCCCGGAAAGUUUCUUGAAUUUUCCACCACCUCCGCCAUCACUGGUGAAAUGCCUCCAGGCUGGUUUCGCGGCUCCGAGCAGUCGCCCUGUUCUGGAAAGUUGGGUUAGUUUUCUGACAGAAUGCCUACCCCUUUAUUCGGAUACGAUCUUUCAGAUCCUCAUACCUUUGGUCGAAACCUUUUGCUCGCAGAUCGGGAGCACCUUCAGCGAGUUGCAGAUGACCUUCAAGAAUUCUGCACUCUUUGGCGAGGGUUCGACAGCACCCGAAUCGACACUCAUAUCUUUGCUGAACGGCCUCGAGCACAUUCUAGCAAAGGGUCAUGAUCGCCUCUUACUAGAUGAACUGAAAUCGCUAGCCGUCAAAAGUCCAGAAUUACCUCAAGGCUUUUUUGGAAACAUGGUGUCCGGAGUAUUUUCAUCAGAGACGCCUCAAGCACGGAGUGUGACUGCCAACCAUCGCUUAACAGUGCUUCUCUCUUUUCAAGAUGCUGUUCGCAUAUGCUUUCUGAUUUGGUCUUGGGGCGGAAAUGAUGGGGAUUUCCAGGACACAGAGUCCGCGGCCUCAUUCAAUUACACUUCGUUACGAAUGCGGAAUCGUGCACGGAGACUCCUCGAACAUCUUUUCGUGGCAGAAGCUCUAGAAUGUCUCGAAACGGUCGUCGAAGUCUGGCAGAAAUCCGCUAGGACUCCAAAUGAUAUGAGAUCCCCGAUAGUCUUCAAUCUUCUCCAUGUUCUUGACGGUUCCAGGCCCAAACACACUAUUCCUGCUAUUUUCAAUGCCAUUUAUAGCCGUACGAAUCCCAGUGCCCUGGAACCGUCCCGAAAGUCUACCUUAACGUCGUCACUUAAUGAUACAGACCUAGUUAUAUUUUUGGUUGAGUACGCCCGUUCUUUGGAAGAUGAUGCAAUGGACGAGAUUUGGGCAGACUGUAUGACAUUCCUGAAGGACCUGCUCGCAAAUCCGUUCCCGCACAGGCAGACACUCCCAAGCCUGCUAGAGUUUGCCGCGAUAUUGGGUGAAAAGGUAGACAACACCAAUUUUGGCGAGCAGCGGCGAAUGAGAAGAGAACUGGGAGACCUCUUCCUUCGCUUACUCACUGCUAUCUUUACGACGAGACCAAUGGGCUUCACUGAUAUCUCAUCUGACAAUGACGAGAAAUCGAAUUCAUUGGCACAACGCCAGGUUGCUAGAGCCGAUGACGUAGUCGGGAUUCUGGCUUCUAUUGCACCAAACCUCCCAAAGAUUCUUGUUGAACCCGACCGCAUAGUGGCAGCUGCGAAUACAAUCUCCGCAAGUGUCAUCGGCCCAACAUUUAAAUCGAAGUCAUUCCCUGAGAAUGUCUCCAAGAGUACUUUGGUACUUCUGUACCAAUUAGCAAGGCUUCCAAACACCCAGAAAUCAUGGCGAAAAGACUUGGGAGAUGCUUUUAACGACGCCAAAUUCUUCGGAAACACAGUUUCUCUUGUUGAGAGUGACUGGCUUCCCCUUCUCAAGCAGUGGACACUAAGUGACAAGGAGCGAAUGCCUGAAAUUCUAUCCCGGCUAUUACCUCCCACUACGGCCGGCAUAGUCUUUGGUGUAGGGGCGACCUCAGCGAGAUUGGAAGCUGAUCGGAAGACACAGCUUAACCUUCGCCGUGCAGCGACAUUGGUCUUAGCUACCAUGAACGACAAUUUCGUUUCAGAUCUACCUGUUAUGCAAGAGAAGAUUGUUGAACUUCUCUCUGCGACCACGACUUCGUCGCCAUCAUCUACAACUCGGGCAGAUAUCUACCUCCUUCUCCGAGCAGUAGCCCUCAAAACAUCUGCAGUUCAUCUUGCAAUGCUAUGGCCAAUUGUUAAUGCAGAGCUUCAAGCCGUCAUUUCCUCAGUUGUUGCAGCUGACCACAGCGCUGCAGCAGAAACCUACAAUAAUUACUCCAUUCUUCAGGCUUGCAAGCUUCUCGAUACCUUACUCUGCAUCGCACCCGAUGAUUUCCAACUCCAUGAAUGGCUUUUCAUCACAGACACCAUUGAUGCCGUCUACAGACCUCCACAGUUCCAACCUAUUGCCCUAGUAGACGAGCUCUCUGAAGAGCUGGGUUCAACGGCUCUUGCCUCUACGACACAAAUGGAAUCAGCAGCCAUGCAAGCAACAAAUAGCAGUAGCCGUAGACCCCUGAUAGGACCCGGCGGUAUCAGUGACGAGGGUACGUGGGAACGAAAGGAUGAGUUGGUGGGGAAGGUGUUAAGACCGUUCUUCAGCCAGCUGAGUAUUUUCGCUUUCGAGAGUACGUACUCGAUGAGUGUGCCCGACUGGGAGGCAUGCAGGAUGAGUAUUUUGAGAGAUCUAUUCGACGAGAAAAGUAUAGUCAGGGCGCUAUAG
Molecule: messenger RNA, 5640 nt
Organism: Hyaloscypha bicolor E
Lineage: Eukaryota; Fungi; Ascomycota; Leotiomycetes; Helotiales; Hyaloscyphaceae
Exons: 6
Coding region: 1-5640 (1879 amino acids)
Biological process (GO): Golgi to endosome transport
Cellular component (GO): trans-Golgi network; endosome
Source: RefSeq, a predicted model, not a curated record